Messenger RNA from Danaus plexippus (monarch butterfly), 2148 nucleotides. Its product is annotated as glutamate receptor 2-like. Gene Ontology annotation, molecular function: glutamate-gated receptor activity. Gene Ontology annotation, cellular component: membrane. The transcript has 11 exons. The record is from RefSeq and is a predicted model, not a curated record. Bases 1 to 2076 code for a protein of 691 amino acids. Lineage: Eukaryota; Metazoa; Arthropoda; Insecta; Lepidoptera; Nymphalidae.
AUGGAUAAUAACUUUUGCAAGGGGGAAAUUCUGAGGCUGGUCAAAUGUUUGGGAGUAAAUGGAAUAGCUGCGGCAUUAAAUGUCAAUGAAAAGGCCCGACUAAGUACAUUCCUUGGCAUAAUAAUACUUAAUCCUGUUCUUAAAAGAAAUGAAUCUCUAAGUUCGACAGCCAUUGGAGCGAUUACGACCAGGCAAAUGAAUACGGCAUCUUAUGAUUGGCUAAUCGUUUCUAAGUCUGUUUUUGAUUUCAAAACUGUCAGUGACAUUUUGAAUAAAACAGAAAUGCGUUUCGAUCAAAACAUUGUAGCGACUUUCCCCGAUUUAGGUGUUCAAAAUAUAAAAACUAGAAGAUUCUGUGACGAGAAUUUCGUUUAUAAAAAGAAUCGUAAAGUUCGAAUUUCAAAUGGAAACAAUUUAAAUGAAACUGGAUUUAGUUCAAAAAGAUGUAUUACAGUUUAUGAUUGUAAGAAAAAUGAAUACGAGAUUAAUUAUUAUAAAACGACGAGAAGACUUCUAAAUCUUACAAGAGGUCAAACUUAUCAAAGCAUGGGAAAGCUUGUGUCUUUAUAUAGGACAGGAUUAAAAUUUAAUUCUUCAAGAUAUUUUCAUCCAACAAACGUCAGUAAUUUUUCUAUAAAUAAAGAGAUCGAAAUAAUAAGACAUCGUUAUAAUUUAAAAACAUUCCAUAGCAAUAUAAAUGUUGUUCAGUAUUUCAAAGUACGAUACAAUUCGACGUUGUUUGUUUCCUACUUGGGUGUCUGGAGUCAAAACCAAUCUAUGGCUCUGGUAGAGUCUCCAUUUCCAACAGAAGCCAGAAAUUUCAUGGGAGAAUAUUUCAAAGUUGGAAGAUGUAAUUACUCCGAACAUACGCAGUCUGCUUCUGAUAAUGAAGGGCCAUCGGCCCCUGAACUAUUGGACGAUGUUCUUCAAACCCUGUCCAUACGACUGAAUGCAACGUCUGUGACAAGGUAUUAUGGGAAACUAGGAUUUCGCACUUAUGAAGGUGCAUGGACAGGUCUACUCGGGGCUCUGAUGGAUGGCUCAGUAGACAUAGCGCUGGAACCGGUUACAGCAAUGUCUUCUCAUCACGAUGUUAUGGAUUUUAUUUUUCCGAUCUCAAAAACUAUGUGUAGUAUUUAUAUUCGUCAUCAUGAGACGUCUGCUGUACGAGAUAUAUUCUUGGCUCCGUUCAGCUUCAGGCUUAUAGUAUGUGUUUUUUCAGUGGUUCUUAUUGCGGCAACCAUUUUUAUUUUAAUACACAGAGUUACAGCUGCCUAUAUAAAAAUACGACAUAUGAGUUGCAUGGAAGGAUUGAUCUGGUCCACCGGUAUUCUUUGCCAACAAGGUGGAUCAUGGACUCCGCCUAAUCCUUCAGCAAGCAUAUUGUUAAUAGUGUGUUUGCUGUUUGCUCUUGUGAUAUACAAUUCCUACGCAGCCUUUAUAACCUCAGUACUGUCCGUGAGGGUGGCGAGUGUUGGUUCAGUAGCCGAUGUCUUGCAGUCUUCUAGUUUCAAGAUCGGUUACAUCAAAAACAGCGCCGAUCAAAUGUAUUUGAUGUCAACAAAAGACGCUCAGCUCAACGCGUUUUAUAUACGGGGCUAUUCGGAAGCAGAGAACUUGGUGCUGUCAGCUGAAGAAGGAUUGGUACGUGCAGCGAAGCAGGAUUAUGCCUUCUUUGCUGGACAGCGAAUAGCUCGCUCUACCUUACGAUCACUAAGCCAAGCUCGGGGGCGAUGUGCGCUUCGUGAGUUGCCGGUGCAUUCGACCCAAGCCCAAUUAGCCUUCCCUUUAUCAAGAGGAUCGCCUUACUCAAAGCUGAUAUUGAUCAGUCUGUUACAGAUACGUAGUAGUGGAGCGCUGGCGCGAUUAGAAACAGUCUUGGUACCAGGCAUGCCUCAGUGUACACCUCCCUCAGGCUUCGCCUCAGCCCGGGCUGCCGAUGUUCAGACAGCUCUCUACGUUAUCCUGACUGGUCUCUUAGCCUCCAUUAUAUUAGGUAUUGCUGAAUAUUGUUGGAAAAAUAGAAGACAGUAUAAAAGAAGUUUUCAAGCAAGAAUCCGACGUUUUAUGGUAUAAAUGGGGUUAAAAUUUCGUAGAGAACAUUGUUUUUUGACCUGAAAAUAAAGUUAAAAAUAACGAGACAAAUUU